UGAAAAGGAAGGGCUAUGCCACCAACAAGCGUCAAUCGGAACCAAUCAGAUUUAGGCAUAGAUUGAAGAUCCCAACGCACGUUUCGCUUACCGCGACCCGCCGUCAGCGCAAGUCUAGCUCAGCCCAGCCCUACCAAAGCUAUCCCCUGUUGCCCAGAAUAUAAUCCUUGCGAGGCCUGAUCGUAGCGACGUUUUGGGUGAUGGCAGCCUUAAAUACGUGUAGGACCAACAGAUUUAUAGGUAUGUAUUUUAACACGAACAAUAGGACUCAAGCCCCGGCGGCUGCAGAAAAGAGGCGUAAGAGACUGGCUCAUAUAUAUAAGCUACCAUCUAUGACUGUUUAUUUUCUGGGGAACUAGUCGACUCUAACCUUGGUAGUAAUUCUUGACUAAACCCAUACUCUACUACUUCAUACUUUGUUUAUAUUCAAAAUAUCACAUUUGAUCAUCGUUUUACCAUAAGUUGACGUCAAACAAAUUACGAUAUCCACUCACAACUCAUCUCAUCGUCUCCCAUUCACUCAAAACCCAAAUCCCUAUCUUCGAAGUUUCUCCAUUAGAAGACAUCAAAAUGGCAGCAGUCGGUAGCGACUUUAAGAAUCAACUGAUUAUCGGUCUUGCAGUCGGAUGUGUUAUUACAGUGGUAGUCUUAACAUUGGUUUGCGUUCUCGCUCAAUGUGGUCCACGUAUGUGUGGGCGGAUUGAUAGGAAGGAGCGCUGGUUUGAGCCGACACUAGAAGAGGGCCAUGUGCAAGAGAGACCGCUAGUACCAGCUAUGUCUGAAAAGAAAGAAUAUGCAUGAUGAGGAGGUGGAAGAUUCAAACAUAUUACAACAACAACCAGACCGCCAAACUACCCAUCGAGGAUUGUGAGUCGCCAUAGCUCCCGGCAAGACAGACCGAUCCCGAGACUGUCUUCACCUGAAUAUCCACAUCUACAGGACGAAGUCAUGAAGAGUUAGUUGGCAGCAGCAUCAUCAAUCAUGCACGCAGGGCUAGAUUAAAAGCAUAUCCCCAAUACGUGGGUAUCGAAUUCGAUACCAAGCCGAACCCUACCACUCACACAAUAACGAGUGAAAACUCGUUCCAAUCGACGUAUGCCACUUUGAAGUUGGUGUAGAGGCUCUAGAGAUAGAGCAUCACGGCGAUAGAGGAUUACUCCGGAGUAAACCUGUUUGGAAGUCUAGGUUAAAGAAAGAUGCCAUUACAUAAGGAUUGGCAAUAUUUGUUAGCCGGAUAAGGAAGUAUCUGGGAAAACAACAUGUCAGAACAUGAAUGAUUAUCAAGACGGCUCAUGAACCAUAAAUAAUCCAUGUGGCUAACGCUACACUAGGUAUUAGAUCGAUAGAUAUACAGUCUAGACUAUUGACAGCUGGCGACAGCAUAUAGAUUAAGGAAUGCAUCAACUUUAAAACUUGGGUCUAAUCCUACCAAAACUAUACGAAGUAUCGUAUAAGGCCUAUUUAGGUAGGUCUACCUAUGUGCAAG
Molecule: messenger RNA, 1486 nt
Organism: Annulohypoxylon maeteangense
Lineage: Eukaryota; Fungi; Ascomycota; Sordariomycetes; Xylariales; Hypoxylaceae
Exons: 1
Coding region: 571-801 (76 amino acids)
Source: RefSeq, a predicted model, not a curated record